Molecule: messenger RNA, 465 nt
Organism: Acanthoscelides obtectus
Lineage: Eukaryota; Metazoa; Arthropoda; Insecta; Coleoptera; Chrysomelidae
Source: the annotation of a GenBank genome assembly
AUGGAUCACAAAAAUGAUGAGCCUGAGGAUGCUGACGUAUUUAAGCCUAAAUCGUCAAUUUUUCGCACUCCUAAAUGGAGCCGAGAGCCGGAACAGAAACGAGCGGAAAUGAUGAUACUAGUUAGGGAAAUGGAAAACAUUGGUAAACGGCAAUGCUAUCAAUAUCAGAGUAUCAUGAAUGAGGAACUAAUACAGAACUUUUUUGAGGAAAUUGACAGUAUAAACAAAGUUGUUGAUAAAGAUCUGACAAAAAACCCAUUUAGCAUGCAAGAUAAGACAUCUGUUAUGUAUGCAAGCAUAAAUCUACAUAAAUCAUUGACUCGAGUAGUGUAUAAAGUCAGUCAGCUUGAAAAAGAAAAUUUAGCAUUAACAGCUAAAGUAGAAGAGACAAAACUAAGACACUAUGAACUGUCUGGUGGAGCAACGGUAAGCUCAACUGAGAUUCAGGUAACCAAGCAACAGUAA